AUGGCUCCAAAUAUUCUCGUCUUCGCCGGUGCACCAAUGCCUAGCUCCUUGGACUGGGAAUUUGAUGCUCUUAUUGAGAAUUUCUUGCCCCCAAUCAGUCAAUUUGCCGGGCUAAGCUACGACGCACAUCCUUCGCCACUACCCACAGCAUCUCAUGAACAUGUGCGGUGGCGCUCGUUGAGGGCUGCUUCUGAGCCACUGGUAUACAGUCAGCUCCAGGCUGGUGCUUCACCGGACGAAGACAAAGGAAAUGCUGCCGCUCCUGCAGCUGCGGAUUCGGCUCUUUCGUCAUUUGGCACGGAUCAAAGCUUAUCCUCUGCUCGGCAAGUUGAUACGCAACCCCUCACUACUGAAUUUACAGAUGAUAUUACAUCUCAAUUUUAUGAAGACUCGUUAGCUGUAUAUGAAAACCUCCCAUCCUCUGCAAUACCAGCUCCAGGGCCUGAGGAUGAUAUAUUACGACUAGACGCAGAGGCUGGAACCACUGCGUCCAAUGCCACUUCAUUCUCUACCUCACUUGGGUUCUCAUUCAACUCGCACUCAACAGCGCCAUCUAAUUUGCCGGUGCCGGAUGGAGGACGAAUUAAUGAGUUGGGGUAUAUCCCUAAUUCAAAAUACCUCCACUCAAUUCAACCGCAGACCAUGACAGUCAAUAUCAUCGUUGGGAUUAUAUCAAUAUCGCCGCCUCGGAGCAUACAAACUCGCGGAGGAUCUACCGUCGAGAUUGUAGAAUUGCUUGUCGGAGACGAGACUAGAUCAGGUUUCGGGAUCAACUGUUGGCUUCCACUGAAUGUUGUUUCGAGGCCUACGGGAGGCCAUCCUGAUCUGAGGAGUUCUCUCAGUGGCCUUCGCCCUCAGGAUAUCAUUUUGGUCCGAAAUGUUGCCCUAACGAGCUUUCGUGGUAAAGUCUACGGCCAGAGCCUCAGGCGCGAGGUGACCAAGGUAUAUCUCUUGUUCCGGAAUAGGAUCGACAGAGAGGAUGAGGGUGGCUGCUACAGUGUCCGAGAUUUGAAUACUACUAUCGGCAGCGAUACCCAUCCCCAAGUUGCAAAGACAAUUCGAGUGAGGGAAUGGGUCCUUCGAUUCGUUGGGCAUGGCGCGGGCGCAAUGAGAAGGACCGACGAAGGCAAAGUGGAAGUAGUCGACGAAAAGCUUCCGCCAGACACACAGUGA
Messenger RNA from Pseudogymnoascus verrucosus, 1173 nucleotides. RefSeq lists its product as uncharacterized. The transcript has a single exon. The coding region runs from base 1 to 1173 and encodes 390 amino acids. NCBI's taxonomy places the organism in Eukaryota, Fungi, Ascomycota, Leotiomycetes, Thelebolales, Thelebolaceae. The record is from RefSeq and is a predicted model, not a curated record.